UUUUGUGAAAUAACUUUAAUUUCUUUAAACAGAAAUGCGAGUUCUUAACUUUUCUAAUCAGUUUGAGUUGCCCGGUGAAAUCACCAUUGUUGAGGAGCAUUGAGAGGAUACUAGCGCACCACAGAUUCCGUGGUUACUCCUGGCGACUUUUUUUGCCGAAAGAGCGCAGAAGUGUAGUGUUCUGUGGAGUCAAAAUGGAGUAAUGUUGGGAAACAAGUACAGUAGUUGUGAGAAGGUUAAUAGUUGGAUCUUUCUGUAUGUUCGUCGCAAUCUCCUAUUAUUAAUAUUACAUGAACAGUAAUAAUUAAAAGAAUUUCACGCUCGCGGAAUAUUUAAUGAAUGAAUAAAUUGUUGAAUGAAUAAAUACUAUCGCUAUAGGUGCGAUUGGAGUUUGUAGAUCAGUGUAAAUAGCCUGUAAUAAAAUCUUUGACGUUGUUUUGCAAUGUUAUUUGCAUAAUUUUGUAAUUAUGCCACAUUUUGUGGAUUUUCGGGACAACAAAAAGAUACAGAAUAUGAAUGAUACCGCAGCAGAAUUUCCAUGUUUGAAAGCCUCUAUUUUGCGUAAGGCAUCAAAUAUAUCUGGUGCGGUUGAUCAAGUGACUAUCGGACCUGAUUCAGUUUUGAAUAAUACCAAUACUACGUGGAGAGACAACAUUGAAAAUGAACAAAAUGGUACUAAUGUCAAAGAAUUGUAUUCUCCAAACAUUCAAAAUGUGCAAACUUCCACGACAUCUACUGCUAAAAUAUCUACGAGUGGGAUAACAUUUUCUGUUCGAAAAAUAUUUCUUGAAAAUGAAAUCCAAAGGCGGGAGGAAGUUCGGAAAGCCAUUGUACGUAGGUGGCAACAGAUGGAGGAGUCUGAAAGGGCUCUCCAAGUGGAACUAGAAAUAUUGAAAUCCACUAUGGCCUUGAAACGAGCUCGCGAGGAAGCGGAAGAAAUGGCUAAGCGUGAAGCAGAAGAGGCUCGCGUUGUUCAAUUAACUGAGAUUCGAAGAAAACACGAACAGCAGUUGAGCGCACAAAGAAUUCAAGAACGUCAAGAACGAUUGAGGCGAGAAGCAAUCGAGCACAUAAAACUUCAGAAAAAAAAAGAACUCACGGACAAAGUUGCUCCGUUUCAUGCUGGUUUCUUGUCUAAUUGCCAGAAUAUUGGUACAUUAUCGAAAAGCUGCAAGGACAGAAAUGCUGCCGGUAUCGCGCUAUUAAUGUACGCCACAGAAUUGAAUGAAUUGAAUUUACAAAUGGAGGCGAUCAAUCAAAAAGCUCGUAUGGGCGAAUUAACUGCUGCGGGCGUCUGCGCGGCGGAGAGGAUAGCGCAACAAAGCACUGAGAUCUUGAACAAUUUCAGAUCUGAAAUAGAGCGAUCGAAUGAGUUGUGUGAGAAAGUUGGCAUCCAGAGCUUAGGUCAACUACAACAACCCUACGAAGCACUAAACAAUCCACAAGAAUCUCAAGAGAAGAUAACGCAACCUGAAGAAAUAUCGGAAUCAACAAUAUUUCUGCCAGAAAUAGAAUUGAAAAGUCAAGAAAACCAAAGUGCUACGGUAACAGCGGCACAAGAGGGAAUACCGGCACUGAACGAAACACCUGUCGUUGAAUUGGCUUCAAACUUGAAUUCGACAGCUCCUCAAUUAGCUGUAAAAGAAAUAAACGACAAUGGACGAGAUGUAACAGCUGAAGUAGUAGCGAAUGUGGAAUCAAAUUCUGCAUAUGAUGUUCUGCAAUUUGUUGAUAAGGAAUCGUUAAAGCUCUUCGUGCAAAGCCAAGAGUUUCUUGAGCAUCACAUGGCUAUAUAUGCGGAUUUACUGCGGCAAAGUUCAUCUAAAGAGUUUCGAUUCGAGUGUCAGAAGGCUAUAAAUAUUCCGGUGAACGCCAUUUCUGGUGUGAGUGGCGAACAUUUAAGAGACAAGUAUGAACGUCUUCAGCAACUGCUAUCCGGAAAAUUUCCAGGAAACGUUACUUCUCAUCCGCAGGGAAUCGCAUAUUGUAAAGAUGUUCUUGCAAAAAAGAUCGUGAGUCAAGGGGAAACCCUGAUCUCGAGUAAGCCUGAGAUGGCUUUUCCCGUGGCGGCUGUGGCCGUUGCUCUUUGGAAUGAGCAUCCGGAUUUCGGUGAAUUAUUGAUGGCACAUUUUCACAAAACUUGUCCUUACACAGUGCCGAUAUUUCUUCCGCAACAGAAGGGUCAGUCGAACGAGGAUUACUACAGAUCUUUAGGAUAUAAGUACGGGGAAGAUGGAACCGUUGAGAAACAAGAUAAAUACCUUAAAAGGAUGUCGGGUUUGAUAAGAUUGUACGCCUCGAUUAUUGUAACGCGACAGCGACGCGGUGUAACAAAGACGCAUCCGCAUGGACUUCAAAAUGCUUGGCGAUGGCUGGCUGCUAUUCUCAAUAUCGAACCAAGACCUGAUAUGUCGGAUGUUUGUGCUACAUUAUUACGUGACAUGCUAGAUGUUGCUGGAAGCGCACUUUGGAAUGCCUAUCCUAAGCAAUUUAUGAAGCUCUUGAUGCUACUGGUGAAUCAAUAUUACCCCCGUGUUCGCAAUAUGGGAGGAGUCGGCGGAGGUCCUAUGGCAAGACUAGAAGAAUUUUUGAAAAACAGUUUAUCGAGAGGAUCCAUUCCAGCACCAGAAGGACAAUUGGCUCCAAAUUUUUGGUAGUUUAGUAAGUAACCUGAUCAAGUGUAUAAAUUCACCAAAAAAAUAAUUUUUGCUGAAGUGUAAAGUAAACGCAGGUCGUGGAUGCCCAAAAAAUACGACUUUGUCUCAUGGCGUAAUUAGUACAUACAUUUUUUGACUGCGUGGUCACGCUCAACCACGGAUGGUAACGAAAUAAAUUUAUAUUUAUAGAA
Cephus cinctus (wheat stem sawfly) is the source of this 2848-nucleotide messenger RNA. RefSeq names its product nucleoporin GLE1 (gene Gle1). NCBI's taxonomy places the organism in Eukaryota, Metazoa, Arthropoda, Insecta, Hymenoptera, Cephidae. The transcript is spliced from 8 exons. Gene Ontology annotation, molecular function: translation initiation factor binding; inositol hexakisphosphate binding; phospholipid binding. Bases 468 to 2657 code for a protein of 729 amino acids. Gene Ontology annotation, cellular component: nuclear pore cytoplasmic filaments; cytoplasm; nuclear pore. Gene Ontology annotation, biological process: regulation of translational termination; poly(A)+ mRNA export from nucleus; regulation of translational initiation. The record is from RefSeq and is a predicted model, not a curated record.